AUGAUUGACGAAGAUCACUUAACCGACUUAGAUAUCUCUGAAGUAGUUGACGAUACAGAUCAAUAUUUCAACACAGAAAAUCAAGGGUCAGAGCCAUUUGAUCCGGAAAUUUCUAAUAUACAAAAUUCGGAAGAUUUAAAUUCUGAAGAAAAUCCUGUGGUAGAUAAGAAAACUCCAAACCAGAAGUCUGAAGUUAUUCGUUCAACUAAGUUACCAAUGGCCAGGAUAAAGAAUAUAAUGAAAAUGGACCCUGAUGUGACCAUUGUUUCAGCAGAUGCUGUGUUUUUAGUUACUAAGGCUGCAGAACUAUUUCUGGAGACUAUGGCUAAAGAAACAUACACUUACACAGCUACAAGCAAAAGAAAAACCAUCGCUAAGAAAGAUUUAGAUCUUGUUAUUAAUAAGGUGGACUGCUUAUGUUUUCUAGAAGGUGCUAUGGACUUU
Messenger RNA from Iphiclides podalirius (scarce swallowtail), 444 nucleotides. The record is from the annotation of a GenBank genome assembly. NCBI's taxonomy places the organism in Eukaryota, Metazoa, Arthropoda, Insecta, Lepidoptera, Papilionidae.